Teleopsis dalmanni is the source of this 807-nucleotide messenger RNA. Its product is annotated as SH3 domain-containing protein C23A1.17-like. The record is from RefSeq and is a predicted model, not a curated record. The transcript has 2 exons. Gene Ontology annotation, molecular function: chitin binding. NCBI's taxonomy places the organism in Eukaryota, Metazoa, Arthropoda, Insecta, Diptera, Diopsidae. Bases 1 to 741 code for a protein of 246 amino acids.
AUGAAAGCAGCUUUUCUUUUAUAUUUUUUAUCCGUUACUGUAACCACACUUGCUGCAUAUUCCGGUGAUGGUAAGCCGUGUUGUGGUAGUACAAAUGAAAUUGGACAACUUUAUGCUAAUUUUUGGGAUCCUACUAAAUAUUGGCGUUGUGAUGCUCUUUUCACUCCAGUAAGCAUGAAGUGUGAGGAUCAACAUGCUUUCUUUGCAAGUAAAAAGAUUUGUGUGCCUUGGAUAGAUUGGUAUUGGGAGGAAAAACCUUUACCACCAAAGUGUGAGCAGAGUAGUUCAGUUUUACCAAUAAAUGGAUUACCUGCACUUUCAACUAAUUCCAUUCCAACAGUUCCUGUGGUAUCUUCAAUACCUGGCAUACCGACUAUUGCUAGUUCCUUAAAUCCUCCAGUAUCUCAAGUAUCUGGAUUACCAUAUGUUCCAUCGAUUCCAUCGACUGCUUCAGUUGCGCCUAUAACUCCCAUAUCUGGUUUGCCUGCGAUUUCUACUUCACCAGCAUUUGUGAUUCCAGCUGUUUCACCAAUACGUGUGGUUCCAUCUAUACCAACAUAUGCAGUUCCACCUGUUUAUUCCAUAUCUGGUGCACCUGUGAUUCCGUCGGCUCAAACUCUUUCAACAUCACCUGUUUCUCCUUUAGGUGGUCUACCAGUAGUUGCAUCUAUUCCUAUACCUUCUACUCCUGUAACAUCGAUUCAAAAUUCGAUUGCACCUGUGCAAUAUGUUAACCCCUAAAUAUAUACGGAAGUAUUUUUAAUGGAUAUUUUGCACUUUUGGGGUGAAAAUUUAUGCAUUAGUAUA